Otolemur garnettii (small-eared galago) is the source of this 1803-nucleotide messenger RNA. RefSeq names its product ring finger protein 130 (gene RNF130). The record is from RefSeq and is a predicted model, not a curated record. The transcript is spliced from 9 exons. NCBI's taxonomy places the organism in Eukaryota, Metazoa, Chordata, Mammalia, Primates, Galagidae. The coding region runs from base 380 to 1639 and encodes 419 amino acids.
CUUGGGGCGCAUCCUCACAGAGCUGCCCCUCUACACCCCCGCCGCAUACGGGCGAGGCGGCCCCCUUCCAGAGGGAUGGAGAGGGAGUACCCACCUUAGUUCUUGCGGGACCCCGAGUAAACGACUGCGUGUGGCCUGAACCGCGGUCUUGGGAGAGGGACCGAUGGGCGCGUCCCCGCAGACGGACCGCUGACGUGUGGGCGGCGGGCGGCGGAGUCGCGGCGCCAAGGAGAGCCGUGCUCGUGCUCGUGCUCGUGCUCGCGCCCGCUCUGGCCGUGCGCGCGCGUUCCCGCCGCAGCCCCGGCCGCGCCCGCCCCGCCUCUCGGAGCCGGCUCCAGAGCCCGGUCCUCGAGCGGCAGCGGGGGCUGCCGGAGGGACGAUGAGCGGCGCGGCGCGGGCGGGUCUGGCCCGGCUCGCGGCGCUCACACUGCUGACCUGCAGCCUGUGGCCGGCGCGGGCGGACAACGCAAGCCAAGAAUACUACACGGCGCUCAUCAACGUGACGGUGCAGGAGCCCGGCCGCGGCGCCCCGCUUACGUUCCGCAUCGACCGCGGGCGCUACGGGCUAGACUCUCCCAAGGCCGAGGUGCGCGGCCAGGUGCUGGCGCCGCUGCCCCUGCACGGAGUUGCUGAUCAUCUGGGCUGUGAUCCUCAAACACGGUUCUUAGUCCCUCCUAAUAUCAAACAGUGGAUUGCCUUGCUGCAGAGGGGAAACUGCACAUUUAAAGAGAAAAUAUCACGGGCUGCUUUCCACAAUGCAGUGGCUGUAGUUAUCUACAAUAAUAAAUCCAAAGAGGAACCAGUCACCAUGACUCAUCCAGGCACUGGAGAUAUUAUUGCUGUCAUGAUAACAGAACUGAGGGGUAAGGAUAUUUUGAGUUAUCUGGAGAAAAACAUCUCCGUACAAAUGACAAUAGCUGUUGGAACACGAAUGCCGCCAAGGAACUUCAGCCGUGGCUCUCUAGUCUUCGUGUCAAUAUCCUUUAUUGUUUUGAUGAUUAUCUCUUCGGCAUGGCUCAUAUUCUACUUCAUUCAGAAGAUCAGAUACACAAAUGCACGGGACAGGAACCAGCGUCGUCUCGGAGAUGCAGCCAAGAAAGCCAUCAGUAAAUUGACAACCAGAACGGUAAAAAAGGGUGAUAAGGAAACUGACCCAGACUUUGAUCAUUGUGCAGUCUGCAUAGAGAGCUAUAAGCAGAAUGAUGUUGUCCGGAUUCUUCCCUGCAAGCAUGUUUUUCACAAAUCCUGUGUGGAUCCCUGGCUUAGUGAACAUUGUACCUGUCCUAUGUGCAAACUUAAUAUACUGAAGGCCCUGGGAAUUGUGCCAAACAUGCCAUGUACUGACAACGUAGCAUUUGAUAUGGAAAGGCUCACCAGAACCCAGGCAGUUAACCGAAGGUCAGCCCUAGGUGACCUUGCCAGCGACAGCUCUCUUGGCCUUGAGCCACUUCGAACUUCGGGGAUAUCACCUCUUCCUCAGGAUGGGGAACUCACUCCUAGAACAGGAGAAAUCAAUAUUGCAGUAACAAAAGAAUGGUUUAUUAUUGCCAGCUUUGGCCUCCUCAGUGCUCUCACACUCUGCUACAUGAUCAUCAGAGCCACAGCUAGCUUGAAUGCUAAUGAGGUAGAGUGGUUUUGAAGAGAAGAAAACUGCUUUCUGACUGAUUGCCUUGAAGGAAAAAAGAACCUAUUUUUGUGCAUCAUUUACCAAUCAUGCCACACAGCAUUUAUUUUUAGUACAUUUUAUUUUUUCAUAAAAUUGCUAAUGCCAAAGCUUUGUAUUAAAAGAAAUAAAUAAUAAAA